Messenger RNA from Neurospora hispaniola, 2199 nucleotides. RefSeq names its product SNF5-domain-containing protein. The record is from RefSeq and is a predicted model, not a curated record. Gene Ontology annotation, molecular function: transcription coregulator activity. Lineage: Eukaryota; Fungi; Ascomycota; Sordariomycetes; Sordariales; Sordariaceae. Gene Ontology annotation, cellular component: nuclear chromosome; nucleus; SWI/SNF complex. The transcript has 2 exons. Bases 1 to 2199 code for a protein of 732 amino acids. Gene Ontology annotation, biological process: chromatin remodeling; positive regulation of pseudohyphal growth by positive regulation of transcription from RNA polymerase II promoter.
AUGGCCGCCUCGCUGUCUUCUGCCUCGGCCAUGGCCUCUGGCAGUGCCGGCGCUGAGGCUGGCGCUUCUUCUGCCGACGCCUCGUCUUCGAUCAAUGCUUCCGGAACGCCUGCCGCCUCGGCUUCGCAGGCCCCCUCGGCAGCCUCCAAGGCCGGUAGCCCUCAAGAUGGCGCGACGCCGCCCGUCAUCCAACGCGACAAGGAUAGUUUGAAUAGGGUCUUGGUUGACCGUUUCGUCACGCGCGACAUGAUUCACGCCGCUGCUCUGAAAGAUUCGCAAAAGGCCCUGAACCAGGACAUGAGCAACCGGUUGGCACGGGUCGACCAGUACAAAUCUAUGACCAGUCGCGAUAGUCGGAACAGGGUACCUCCAGCUCAGCUCUACGGCCAGGGUUACAAUGGUUACGGGAACGGGGUGACAGAAACAGGCGGGCCCGUCAAAAUUAUAUACCCUUCACAGAAGCCUCGGCCGGGCAAGCGGACGACACCGCCGCUCAAGUUCAGUCGCAAAGAUCUCAAGAAACAAGCCGAGCAGCAUGAGGAGCUGGUACCCAUCAGGAUAGAUGUUGACUGGGACAAGGUGAAACUGCGUGACACGUUCACCUUUAACCUCCAUGAGCGCCUCAUUCCUGUCGAGGUCUUUGCCUCACAGUUAGUCGAGGACAUGGGGCUGAAGCCGCCUAUGGACAAGCACGUUCAUGAACAAGUGGUCACGCAGAUGGUGGAGCAACUUCAGGACUUUUAUCCCUUUGUCCAUUCAGAAGAGGACGCCUUGGACCCUGAAUUACCCUACUCAGCGUACAAGAAUGAUGACAUGAGGAUUUUGAUCAAGCUGAAUAUCACUAUUAGAGAGCACACGCUGGUGGACCAAUUCGAGUGGGAUAUCAACAAUCCCAUGAACUCACCAGAGGAGUUUGCCGCGAGAAUGGCCGAUGAGCUGUCUCUUUCGGGAGAAUUCACAACGGCCAUCGCCCACUGUAUCCGCGAGCAGACGCAGCUCUUCACCCGCAGUCUCUACAGCGUAGGACACCCUUUCGACGGGCGUCCCAUCGAGGACCCAGACCUCACGGCCGCCUUCCUCCCAACACCGAUUCCUUACACGCUGCGACCCAACCAACAGCAAAAGGACUAUGCCCCCUACCUGUACGAGAACACCGAGGCGGAACUAGAACGGACCGAGACUAUGUUCUCGCGCGAGCAACGCAGACAAAAACGAUCCGUCAACAGGCGUGGUGGGCCCCAGUUGCCCGAUCUCAAGGAAAGGCAAAGGACGAUUCGGACAGCCAUUGUGUCUUCAGUCAUUCCUGGCGGAGUUCUGGAUAUCGAAGACAGCCGGCUCUUCAAGAAGACAACGGGACCAGUGGCGACUACUGGUGGUCCGGGACGGGGCAGGCGCAUCAUCCGAGACGGAGACCUUUCCGAUUCAGAAGACAGUAUGGACUCCGCGCCAGACUCACCCGCCAUGUCGGUGCCUCAGGGAGGAACCGCACGAACGCGUGGAAUGCGUGGGGCCGCCACGGCCGCUGCCCAGCGCAUGGCAAACAUCGGACGGUCGGAAACCCCCGAGACCAUUGUGCACCAUCACGAGACUAGGAUGUCGCGUAGGUUUGGCAGGGAAGCGACACGGGAAGAGACCGAGGAGCCUUUGCAACAGCAACACAUUGUUACUCUUCGGGUUCAUCCCGCUAGGCUACGGAGAAUCAUACAAGGGCGAGACAGCAGGACGAAACCGCCGGCGCCGGCUCCGUCUGGCUCUGGGACGCCUGGUAACCAAAGAGCCUCAAGCAUAGCACUGCCUGGCUCAAUGGGUCCACCGCCCACUACUCCAGCUGCUGGUUCACAACACAACCUCACCAUCAAGGUCGCUACGCCGCCGACCUCUGGGGCUGGAGCUGCGGCUGGUGGUGACGAUGCUAUUGUUGGUGCUGUACCGGCUCUUCCAUCUCCGGCUAACGGAGAAGCGCUUCCUCCAUCGGAAAUACCCUCCCAGUUCACACCUGGUCAAGGAUCGUUCGUGCCCCCAAUAUCAGAAUGGCUCAAUAAAUGCCUCGAAGUGCACCAGAAGUACCCAAAUGACUUUUAUGACUGCAUAAUGCGCCACAACGCCGUGGUGAUGGCUUGGGACGGCGGCAGCGGAGGCGACGUGGUGGUCAAUAUCGUGCCGAAGAAAAAAGCUCAAGAACUUCCGCCCAACGCCUAG